GAGGCUGAGAAAGGGGGAAGAGAAAGGAGAGUGAGAGAAAGAGGAGCCUUUUGCAAAUAAUAAUUAUUAUAAUUAGAAUAAGAAUCCGGCCCCUUUCUCCUUAAAAAAAAAAAAAACAAAAAACAAAACCACAAAAAAAAGCCCUAAACGCAACGUCUCGUUCCCCCUCCCUCUCCAAGCCCCCCGACUCGCUCUCUGCGAAGGCAUGGAGAAGCGGACUAACUGCUUUCCGACCAGCCACAUCGUUUUUCUCGCCUGGACAUGGCUCUUACUUCUCUCUUGGUGUUGCACCGGCGCCGAAAUAACUUGCGGAUCCUGCUCGUCUCCAUCACCCUCCUGGCCGCCCUCCUCGUCUCGCCUUAGGCAGGAGCAGCGACAGCCGCCGCCGCGAGGAUUACGAAGCUGGCCGGGCGGCCGAAUGCGGGGCUCGGCCGGGGCGGCGGCCGCCGCGGAGCCGCUGCCGGGCGGGGAGCCGGGGGGCCGCACGGGGCCGCGGGGAGCGGCGCUCCGCUCGGCGGGGGCGGGCGGCGGCGCGCCCGGGGGCCGGGGCCCGGUGGCGCCGCGGAGCCGGCGGAGCAGCGAGGGGCGCCGGGCAAUGCCAGCGGGCGGCGGCCGAGGGGUGCCCGCGGCCGAGGGGCAGCGCGGAGCCCGGGCUCAGCCCCGUGUGCGCCUGGAGGAGGGGAGAGCGGAGCGGCUGCGAGGGGCAGAGGAGCUGAGGCUGAGCAGCACCACCUUCGCGCUCACCGGGGAUGCGGCUCACAACCAAGCCAUGGUGCACUGGUCCGGGCACAACAGCAGUGUUAUUCUCAUUCUGACAAAGCUUUACGACUUCAACUUGGGGAGUGUUACGGAGAGCUCACUGUGGAGGUCAACAGACUAUGGCACUACCUAUGAAAAGCUAAAUGACAAAGUAGGCCUGAAGACUGUGCUGAGCUACCUUUAUGUCAGCCCCACUAACAAGAGGAAGAUCAUGCUUCUCAGUGAUCCAGAGAUCGAGAGCAGCAUCCUCAUCAGCUCUGAUGAAGGGGCUACCUACCAGAAGUACCGUCUGAACUUUUAUAUCCAGAGUUUGCUCUUCCACCCCAAGCAGGAGGAGUGGAUCUUAGCCUACAGCCUGGAUCAAAAACUGUACAGCUCAAUGGACUUUGGAAGAAAAUGGCAGCUCAUGCAUGAGCGCGUCACUCCAAACAGGUUUUACUGGUCAGUGACUGGUUUGGAUAAAGAACCCGACCUUGUACACAUGGAAGCACGGACAGCUGAUGGACACACCCACUACUUGACCUGUCGGAUCCAAGAAUGCUUGGAGACCAAAAGGACUGGACCAUUUUCGCGCUCCAUUGACAUCAGCUCCCUUGUCGUUCAGGAUGAAUAUAUCUUCCUCCAGGUGACAGCUGGUGGAAGAGCAAAUUACUAUGUGUCAUACAGACGGGAGCCUUUUGCACAGAUUAAAUUGCCCAAAUACUCUCUUCCUAAGGACAUGCAUAUUAUCAGCACAGAUGAGAAUCAGGUGUUUGCAGCUGUUCAAGAGUGGAACCAGAACGAUACAUACAACCUGUAUAUCUCGGACACCCGAGGGGUGUACUUCACCCUGGCCUUGGAAAAUGUGAAAAGCAGUCGAGGACUGGAGGGAAAUAUUAUCAUUGACCUUUAUGAGGUAGCAGGGAUCAAAGGCAUAUUCCUGGCUAACAAGAAGAUAGAUGACCAAAUUAAGACUUUCAUUACCUACAACAAGGGCAGAGACUGGCAUUUACUGCAGGCACCAGACACUAAUCUAAGAGGGGAACCUGUAGUUUGCCAGCAGCCCUUUUGCUCAUUGCACUUACAUCUGCAACUCUCAGAAAAUCCCUAUACUUCAGGAAGCAUUUCCAGCAAAGAGACAGCUCCUGGGCUGCUGGUGGCAACAGGAACUAUUGGCUCUGAGCUUUCCUACACUGACAUUGGUGUAUUCAUCUCUUCUGAUGGUGGAAAUUCCUGGAGACAGAUCUUUGAGGAGGAAUACAACAUCUGGUUCCUGGACUGGGGAGGGGCACUAGUGGCCAUGAAACGCACGUCAGUGCCCAUCCGACACAUGUGGGUGAGUUUUGAUGAAGGAAGAUCCUGGAGUAAAUACAGUUUCACAUCAACACCGCUUUUUGUGGAUGGAUCCCUUGUAGAUCCUGGCAUAGACACCCAGAUAAUGACAGUGUUUGGGCACUUCAGCCUCCGUUCUGAAUGGCAGCUGGUCAAGGUGGACUACAAGCCUCUCUUCAGCCAGAGGUGUAACAAGGAUGACUACCAAACCUGGCAUCUGCACAAUCAGGGGGAGCCUUGUGUCAUGGGAGAGAGGAAGAUCUAUAAAAAACGCAAGCCUGGAGCCCAGUGUUCCGUCAGUCGAGACUACUCCCAAAGUGUGGUGUCUGAACCAUGUGUCUGCAGUCAAGGGGAUUUUGAGUGUGACUACGGGUAUGAGAGGCACAGCAACAACCAGUGUGUCCCAGCCUUCUGGUUCAGCCCGUCCUCCCUGUCCAAGGAUUGCAGCAUUGGUCAGAGCUACUUGAACAGCACUGGGUACCGAAGGAUUGUGUCUAACAACUGCACAGAUGGCUUGCAAGAGAAGUACAUGGCCAAGAUGGAGAAAUGCCCUGGAAAAGCACCUCGGGGACUGCACAUCCUCACCACUGACGGAAAGUUGGUCACGGAGCAGGGACGCAAUGCCACCUUCAUCAUACUUAUGGAAGAGGGUGAUCUCCAGAGGACAAACAUUCAGCUUGAUUUUGGAGAUGGCAUUGCAGUAUCCUAUGCUAAUUUCAGCCCUGUUGAGAAUGGCAUCCGGCACGUGUACAAGAGUGCUGGCAUCUUUCAGGUGACGGCGUAUGCAGAGAACAGCCUGGGCUCUGACACCGCUGUCCUCUUCCUGCAUGUGGUCUGUCCAGUGGAGCACGUCCAUCUGAGUGUCCCCUUUGUCGCCAUCAGAAAUAAGGAUGUCAACAUUACUGCAGUAGUUUGGCCCAGCCAGGCAGGCACACUCACCUACUUCUGGUGGUUUGGCAACAACACCAAGCCCCUCAUCACAUUGGAGAGCAGCAUCUCUUACGUCUUCACUGUGGAGGGGAUGAACACUGUCACUGUGCAGGUUUCUGCGGGCAACAGCCUCAUCCAGGACACCAAGGAGGUCGCAGUGCAUGAGUAUUUCCAGUCUCAGCUCCUGUCAUUUUCUCCCAACUUGGACUACCAUAACCCUGACAUCCCUGAGUGGAGACAAGACAUUGGCAAAGUCAUCAGGAGAGCUCUUGCACAGGUGACUGGUAUCCCUGAUGAACAGAUCCUGGUAGCUGUAUUUCCUGGGCUGCCUACUUCUGCUGAACUCUUCAUACUGCCCCAUAAAAACACGACAGAGAGGAGGAAAAGCAGUGAGACUGAUCUGGAGCAAGUGGUAGAAAUCCUUUUUAAUGCUCUCAACCAGAACCUGGUCCAGUUUGAACUGAAGCCUGGUGUUGAAGUCAUUGUGUAUGUUACUCAGUUAACAUUAGCACCCCUUGUUGAUUCCAGCACAGGUCAUAGCAGUUCGGCAAUGCUGAUGUUGCUGUCUGUGGUGUUUGUAGGCUUGGCUGUUUUUUUAAUCUACAAAUUCAAGAGGAAAAUCCCUUGGAUUAACAUCUACGCCCAAGUUCAGCAUGACAAGGAGCAGGAAAUGAUUGGCUCUGUUAGCCAAAGUGAAAAUGCCCCGAAAAUCACUCUGAGUGAGUUCACAGACCCCGAGGAGCUGAUGGACAAAGAGCUGGACACGCGAGUGAUGGGAAGCAUCUCAACAAUUGCCAACAGUGAAAGCACAAAGGAAAUCCCAAACUGCACUAGUGUUUAAUAAUGAGAAUCUACUUGGUCUACAACAUUUCUGACUUUUUAUUUGUAAUUAUUAUUGUUAUUAUUAUUAUUAUGAAAAAAGAGUUAUAUGUCAUUAUUAUAAUUUGGGAGGGGAUGGGGUGGGCUUUUUCUGUUUACCAGGGCUGCAUUCGUAAAUAGCUGGCGUUCUUCAUAUUUAGGAAAUACUCAUCAGAUUAGGAAGAAAAAGCAAAGAAUGAGUCAAGUGUGUAAUGAGAUUUGAAUGCCAGACUUCUAUUAAAUACAGAAUGUGAAUUAAGUAUUCAAAUCCAACAGGCAGGUAUAGUACCUUAGGCAACAUGUUGCAGGUAACGUGUCCCUUUUCAAGCCCUUUUCAAAAUAAGUCAUGAAUCAGCUACUUGAUCCUGCCAGAGGGCUCAGGCUGGGUUGUUGCACCAGAGCCUGCAACAUGCCAACAGCUCUCGCUUUCCAAUGACAUGCAUGUAUCAGCUUUUUGCGGGAUCUUGCCUCUUUUAAUUGCUUUUAAUUUCAGUCACCCUCUGGCACUGCUCACUGCUGAGAAAGGGGAAAAAAAAAUCAGAGCAAACACAGAUGUCAGUGUUCCUUGGACUGUAGAUUGUCUGGAGGGGACAGCACCACAAGCGAUGAAGGAGUAUGCCUGAUUUAUGAAUGCAGCCCAAACCCUGUGCAUGUGAAUAGCGAGGAUGCCGAAGGCCGACUGUAGAUAAUUACGAUGUACAUAGCUUUUUAUUUCUUGGGAAAUAAUUUAAUGUUUAGUAAAAGAAGAUAUGUUUAAAAUAAGACCUGAACCACAUACACACAUGCACGCACACAAGUGCACAUACACAAGUGCACACACACAGGUGCACACUCGUACACGCCAGCCAAGCAGGGACCAUGGUGAGCACUUGAGUCAUGCUUUGGUUCCAAAUGUGUUCCAGUUGUCUGUCAUAUUUCAAUCUGACAUGGCUGUCUUUAAACAGCAUUGUUUCUUUCUGUGUGUAUAAUUGCAAGCCUUUAUAUCUAUAUCUAUAUCUAUAGAUAUAUAUAGAUAUAUUUCUGAGUAUCAUUUCCUAUGAUGGAGCCGAAAAAGAUAUUAGCAGGACGGACUAUGAGUCUGUCAUGAAUAUUUUAAUCAUGUUCAUCUCUGUUGUCCAUUUCUGAGAAGGAUCUUGGUGACAUUCAUUGGGGAAAAUGAGGAAAACAAAUGAGGAAAACAAACGUGAAUUUAUCACCAGCUCAGUGUGAGCAAAUAUCAGUGUAUUUGCAGUUCCCAGUACAACCUCGACUCAAUGGUGGGUCAGGUUGCAGUAGUGCUGUUCCCAGUGAGAAGUCACGCUUUUAGCAGUUAAGCUGGUGAAAUAUGCUGCUGUUCUGGAUGUGGAGGAGGAGUACAUUUUGGCUGAGCAUGACGCACCCAGUUAGGGACUGCUCUUUGGAGAGGGGGAUGUGGGGUCAGACCUGCAUCACUGAGCUAAGAAAAGUCUUUCUUAUGAGUGCUGCAGAAUGGCUGCUUCCAAUUUCGGAUUGGAAUGCCGUCAGAGUAGUUUUUGCAUGGUGGCUUGAUGUUUUCUGAUUACAACAGAGAGGAUAACAAAGAAAAGGUAGUGGAAAAGCACUUUAGGAAUCUUGUAGUGCACUGAGUUGGGGACAGCCCGUAGGAGUGGUGCAGUUUUGGGGCUGGAGGUUGACUUAGUGGUAAGUUAGUUUUAUCCAUUUUUCUUGAGUUGAUAAUGUUAUAAAGAGACCUUCUUCUGCAGAGCAUUAAGACCCAGUUGGAGUAGAAGGAAGACUGGAGGCACGUUUGGGAAGAUGUUCUAGUACCUGCAUGGUAACAGGAGGCAGAAGUGAGGUCAGUGGCAAUGUCUGUUAUCAGUUUUUAGGAUCUGGAUGCAAGACUUCACACCAUCUUUAGUAUAUCUGGACUGAAAUGAGAGGGCUGUGAUUUAGGUGUUACUUGCAACCUUUCUGCAUUGCAACGUGCCAGUUGGCUACAAACCAGCCUCCACUACAUGUGUUCUCUCUGUAAAUGGGCUGGAAUGCCUUUCAGAAGUUAUAAAUCCCGAUGAAUCUGAAGGCAGAGAGAAAAGUGGCUAAAUACAGUUUUGCAGAAAAAAAAAAACACAGGAGGCAUUUCAAGAUUAAAAUUAUAAAACUAAAAUCAUAGCAUGUCCUGAGUUGGAAGGGACCCACAAGGAUUGAGUCCAGCUCCUGUCCCUGCAUGUGACAACUCCACAGUUCACACCAUGGAAUGGUAGGCAAAUGUAGCGAAUUACUGUUUUGUAUGAAGUACUAAAGCUAAAUAUUCCCAGUUCUUCUGCUCCUCCAUUUCACUCAUUCUUGCAGGCUUUUUCUGUUGAUUUUAAAAUACCUUUUUUCUGUUUCCUCCCUCACUUUUCUGCUCUAAUUCCCAAUGCAAGAUGGAGAGUGGUGGCUGAUUUUUUUCUAUCUAACCUGGAGUUUCAAUCCAUCACAUGCGCAUGAACUGUUUCAUUACUGUCUCUGUUCUACUGAAACACCAAAGUAGUUUACAGUAAUGGUCCAGUCUGGUGACAGCACUGUCAGCACAAGACCAUCGCUUCCCAUUUAGAUAUAGAUGGAUGAGAUGUAUGUAAACAAUGGUCCUGUGGGGCUUAGCUAAAUUGUGGGCUGAUCUCAGUCUUUGCUCAUCAUUAGGAUCUGAGAGACUGCUUUUGUGAGUCGCUGCAGAGGACUGGAUGAUAAAUAUUCAUUAUUUUCCCUAUUAACUGUUCUUUUAUAAACCAGGAAAUGAAAUGAAAAUGUUCAUUUUUGUUUAUAGAGUUUUCUAGCUUUUUCACAGGAUUGAUCUCAUGUUGAUUUAAAAAGAAAGGCAGAGGAUUACAGUUUUCACUAUUUAUUUUCACAACUUUUUACAUUUUUUUACUUCUUUUUUUAAACAAUAUUCCCUUUAGACUGUUAAAGAUGGCUGUUAAAUGUCUCAUAACAGAUGAGAGUAAACAAGGAGGAAAAAUGGGCAGUAAGUUGCUGAAAAAAAACAUUCUCAGUUCUCAAAAAGACAUCUAAUCUCAAUGAAUGCUGAGAAGUUUCUGAAUGAUACAGUUAAUUUUUGGAGAAACAUUUGUCCAGAAAACCAUUUUCAAUCCCAAAUUAUCCUGAAGGCACUAGAAAGCAAACCAACAAAAUCCAUGGAGCCAAAGUUAAAUGACUAAGAAACCUGCCUGAUCCUUGAUUUGGCACAAACUUCAUGAUCUGUGAGAUUUAGUGGGUAUCGCUGUCUCUCGGGACGGUUUGUCACCGUGCUGUCUGGACCACAGGGUGCUCCAGGCACAUCUGGAAAGAGCUCCCUGCGAUGUAGCUGGGAUCACAUCUGCCAGGUCGUACUUGCUGCAUUAGGGCACAACCACAGCUCAUGGCAGCUGAAAAAAAGGUUGUGCUUGUGACUGAAGUUGCUCCUUUAGGAUACCAGAAGGGUAACUUCUGCAUCCCAGUGGGAUGCCCAGGGCUGCAUCUAUCCAUGGGACCUCUGGAAUGUCUGGAUUAGGUAACCAGUGCUCUCCAUCUUUCUUUUGGAAGGCCCUGAGCUGUGGCAUUGGCACAGACUGGAGUAUUGGCCACUUUUAUUUCUGUAUCUCAUGCUGGGAAAUAAUAACUUGGGGAUGUCAUUAGGGGUUUUUUUCUUGCAAAUUUUACCACUGAGGAAAAUGUAGUGGAAAUCCUUGAAACUGUAGAUGAUUAUUUACCUGAGUGAGGAGGGAAAGAGCCAGUGCCAUGAGUGGAAUGAAAAUAUCUCCCAUGGCACAGUUGUGUGUAAACAGUGAAAGCGAGCAAAAGACUGGGUCAGUUACCUCCGUCACUGCCAGUGUUGCCCCCACGAUGGAUUCUGCUGUAUUAGCUGUAACUUAGGAAUAAAAUGGGAGACCUGGAGACUAGAUGCAGCUUUUGGUUCCAUAUGGCUGUAGAUCUGAUGUAAAUAUCCAAUGGAUCCUCUGCUUAGUUUAAUCUGUGCUUGAGAACCCCAACACUAAGCCUGGAAGAAUCAGAGAUGAGGACAGAGCGACUGGGGACUGCAGAGGUUUCCAGUUACAGUUGUGAUCACUAAGAGCAUGUGCAGGACAGUGUGUGUUUUCUUCUGGAUUAAGCUUUGAUUUCAGGGAUGUGCAAAGAUAUUCUGUUCUCCCUUUCACUCUCCCUUCAGUCAUUUCCACACACAUUCCAACUCUGACAAACAAAACCAGAAUCCCUUCUGAUGAUGUUGGACAAUGCAUUAAACCCGAACCACCACCAUGGUUUUAAAGGAUUAAAUGAGGCAGACAAUUGCAAUACUUGUAUUAAACACAGUAAUACAAAUGCAUGAGUCAUAUAUAUACAUAUAUAUAUACUGUUCUUGGUUUUACUGUUCCAUUUGAAUAUUUCUACUGUAAAAAAAGGCAGUGGUUUUGAAAUUGUUGAAAAUAAAUGUAUUUUUGUACAUCAGA
Molecule: messenger RNA, 8276 nt
Organism: Columba livia (rock pigeon)
Lineage: Eukaryota; Metazoa; Chordata; Aves; Columbiformes; Columbidae
Gene: SORCS3
Product: sortilin related VPS10 domain containing receptor 3
Exons: 27
Coding region: 206-3841 (1211 amino acids)
Cellular component (GO): postsynaptic density membrane
Molecular function (GO): protein binding
Source: RefSeq, a predicted model, not a curated record